AUGGCGCCCAUGCAACCAAGUCUUGGCCCACCUAGGGAUGAGCCUAGGGUGUUUGGUCUUGACAAGUUCAACGGUGACAACUUUGCUGAAUGGUCCUUCAAGAUGGAGAACAUCUUUGACCACUAUGACCUGCUGGAGGUGAUGGAAGGAACGGAGAAGCGCCCCGAGAACGACCCGGAGAAGAGCCCGUGGGUGCGGAAGAGCGCACAAGGCUAUCUCUUACUUGGGCAAGCGUUGGGGAGCAGUCAGAUCCGUCACAUCAAGCCAUUCCAGCGUGAACCAGAGAAAGGACCAAAGGCAUGGGCUGCUCUCAAGGGUGUACAUGCUCCUGCAACAGCGGCGGUAGCGGUGGUGUUGGAACGGCAAAUGGCGGCACUACGAAUUGAAGAAGACGAAGCGGUUGAAGAAGGGGUGCAGAAAUUCUUCGACUUGUUGACGCGGCUUGAGGUAGCUGAUUUGAACUACAGUGAGCUCCAAAAGAAGACCAAGUUGCUGGCCUUACUCCCAGAGUCAUGGUCCUCGCUCAUCAUCAACCUUAAUUGCGACUUGCCCCGCCUCUCGCUUGAAGACGUGAAGCGAGCUAUCCUUCAAGAGGAUUUCCGCCGCCGUGAGUUGGCGAGUGCGGAUGGCGCUGGGGCAGCGAGCAUCGGCCGUGGAUAUGGUCGAGGAAGAGGCAGAGGACGAGGGGGAGGAAGGUUUGGUGGCAGCAACUUCGGCGGAGGCCGCAGGAGUGGCGGUUACGGCAGCGACGACAAGAGCUACGGACGCGGUCGCGGCCGAUUCGACGGCGAGUGUCACUAUUGCCACAAGAGCGGACACAUGUGGCGCGACUGCUACAAACUCCCUGAUGGUUGGACCCCUGCUCAAGGCCAAGAGGGUAGAGGAGCAGGAGGAGGGAGAGGACGAGGCCGUGGAGGCCGUGGCGGUCGCGGUGGCGGAGCUGCAAACAUGAAGAGCGGAGACAACGACAAGGACCCGAGCGACGAUCGAUACCCGGGUCUAUUCUACUUCGUGUCGACGCAAGUACCGGCUGGUCCAGAGAAGGAUGAAGGCUUUGAGGAGCCAGCAGCUGUGGGGAAGGUGACCCUACACCCCCUGGACUAUUGGGUGAUUGAUAGUGGCGCUACCUAUAGCAUGACACCUCGCCCGGACUUGCUCACCGAACUCGAGCCGUCACCGGUGAAGCAUGUCACAUCGGCUUUGGGGCAGCGAGCAGAGGUGAAAGGCAUGGGCAAGGCCAUGUUCAAGGGUGCUGAUGGGAAGAUGGUGGGCCUCAAGAACGUGCUUUGGGUGCCCAGCCUUGCUGCAAACCUGAUUUCCGUGCGGCGGUUGGCAAAGGCCGGCAUGGACACGAACUCGAAGGGAGCCAAGACCUACACCGCAAGGCUUGGCGAUCGAAUUCUUUGGGACCUUCAUGAGGACAGGGAUCUCUGCAACGAGAUGUGGCAGAUCCCAGUGGUCCCUAUGCCUAAGGAGAGGCAAGUGGCAGCAAGCAUCAGCACCAAGGAUGGAGCGGUCGGUAGCGACGAUGGCGCGAACGGUCGCGCUAAGGAGAAUGAGCUCAAGAAGAGCAAACCUGGAGGGACCAGCAAGUUCAGUGAACCUAAGGAGAGUGGUGCAGCAACCAAGGAGCAGCAAAAGGGUGAGGAGAACCCCGAGGCAGCAGCGGAGGAGGACUACGGAGAGAGUAUGUGGGGCGCUAUUGCGAGCGCGGCAUUCUCCAAUCCAACUUCGGCUACGGGGGAGUGUGAUUGGCUCACCUUGCAUCGGCGCAUGGGGCAUGUGGCCCUGCCCAUCUUGCAGCAGCUAGUGAAGAAUGAGAUGGUUGCUGGCAUACGUGUGAAGGGGGAGCCCGAUGAGGUGCUUGGCUGCCCGACGUGCAUUCAAGCCAAGUUCACCCGGUUUUCGUUCCCUAGUUCGGAGGCAACGGCAAAGGCACCGCUUGAUGAGGUGGUGAUGGACGUGGUGGGCCCCCUGAAGCUUGGAGCUGCUGGAGCUGAGUAUUUUCUCACCAUUGUCGACGUCUACACCCGCAUGACUUGGGUGUACGUGCUGGCCAAGAAGAGCGACGUGGCUGAAACGUUGAAGACCGAUUGGUUGCCGAUGGUGGAGCGGCAACAAGACCGGCUAGUCAAGGCAAUUCGCACCGAUCGAGGGGGAGAGUUCCUGAGCAAGGAGUUUGGGUUGUGGCUGAAGAAGAAUGGUAUUCGGCACUCCCUCACCAUGCCAUACUCCCCUGCAAUGAACGGCAUCGCCGAGCGAGCGAACCGCACAAUCACGGAGGCGGCACGCGGGUUGCUCAUUGAAGCCGGGCUACCCGACUAUUUCUGGCCUGAUGCGGUGCGGAGCGCGAAGGAAGCCAAAGGUGGAUAUGCUUCGGGUGUUCGGGUGCAUGUGCAUGGCGCUCGUGCCUAA
This is a messenger RNA of Closterium sp. Naga37s-1, 2415 nucleotides long. NCBI's taxonomy places the organism in Eukaryota, Viridiplantae, Streptophyta, Zygnematophyceae, Desmidiales, Closteriaceae. The record is from the annotation of a GenBank genome assembly.